AUGUGUACAACGCAAGCCCUGAGAGGGGCUGGGAGAGAAGGGUUGUGGUACACAGCCCUGAGCGGGGCUGAACCACUAAGGAGGACUCCACUUCCCACAGAGCACCGGGAAGCCCCACCAGGACCACCAACCACCAAGACAACGGGAGACCCUCGUCCUAGAGGAGGCCUGCGUCUCUGGCCCGGGCUCAAGCUUGCCAGACAGGGACGAGGCUUGAAAGUCUUUCCACGGGCGGCGGAAUCGAGUCCCAAGCCCCACGCCCCACUGGAGCCGGUUGGUAAAAAGAACUCACCUGAGAAAACCCAGGAACUCAGACACCGCACGGGACUCACGCCGACCGGAAGCCCCAGCACUUCCGCCUUCCCGGCAACCCGCUCUACUGCCCCCGCCCCCCGGGCGGCGCGCUGCUCGCUGGGAGCCAAAACGCCCCGGACGGCCUCGAGAGGCGGGGUCCUCUGGAGUCCCGGGUUGACGCGCUUCUUGCCUUGGGUGCGAGUGCUGACCUGGGAGCUGGGCUCCUCCCAGAUAGGUUCUAAAGUCGGAUUAGGGAAAUGCAGAGAAGCCGCGUCGAGGGUCGGACACCAGCUAAGCCUGCGUCCCGAGCGUGAGCGGGGUAGCCCCGAGACUAAGCCAAGGAGGGAGAACCGCCAGAUGACCCUGCCGUCAGAGGCUGGAAAAAGCUCAUAACAUGCAAUAUAUUUUAAAAAAUGCUUGAAAAACCUGCUUCCUUUAGAGAUUAAGAAGUUCCGAUACAGCAAGUGAAUUUCUAUUUUAAAGUUAUAUGUUAGAUCUGGCCACCUCUCCCAAAAAUACAUGUUAACAUUGCAUUUUAAAUCAGAGAAAGCUCACUUUCAAAUGGUCCAAAUUGACUGCAUCUUGCUUAACAUACCAGGCCAAGACUUUUGAAUAGAUACUUGGCACCAAAAAAGAGAAACAAGUUUAUCUAUUAUGAAAAUGUUAUAGUGUUAAAUAUGUCAUAAUUCUGCAUUACUGAUGCUUUAAAAGGCUGAAUCGUAGAUUGCAUUAUUGAGAAAAAAACCUUUUUGAACAUGUUCCUCACCAGUUAUAUAUAAAAGCAGUUCUAACAGAACAGUUAAAUGGCCUUGCUAUAUUUAAAUAUCCUUAAUUCAUUCCCUCAUUCAUACACUUGAGUAUGCAUUCUGUGAUAGGCACUAUGCUGGGUAUACAAAGAUGAUGGGAACUAAACUACUGUCUUCAGGAAACUUUAACCCCUGAUGGUGGGAUAAAGCUUAAGGGUCAAACUGGACAUUGCUUCAGCUCCAUCACAGAGCUAGGAGGAGCCUGUGGGACAGAAGGUACAGUGGGUCGCACUGAAUACCUGAGAGGAAGCAGAAUGGUUUCCCAUCUCAAAGCCAUGCUACACUACUGGCACCAGCUAAUGGGGCCUCUACAGUCAGGCCUCGCCCAUGUAAUUCCUGAUCUGAAUAAUCACUUAGUAAGGACUAGGAAGACGAAUGGGAUUCAGAUGGUGACUCCAAGCUGCCCAGGCACUAGGUGACAGAGACUUCAAAACAAAGCUUUAGGGCUUCCCUGGUGGCGCAGUGGUUGAGAGCCCGCCUGCCGAUGCAGGGGACGCGGGUUCGUGCCCG
Messenger RNA from Physeter macrocephalus (sperm whale), 1610 nucleotides. RefSeq lists its product as uncharacterized. Bases 1 to 687 code for a protein of 228 amino acids. The transcript is spliced from 2 exons. Lineage: Eukaryota; Metazoa; Chordata; Mammalia; Artiodactyla; Physeteridae. The record is from RefSeq and is a predicted model, not a curated record.